AGCGGUUCUCCACGCUUAUGUCGCCCCAGAGUUGCUCAUGCUCACAACUCGAGCUCAUGGUCGUGGCUGCAUGGAAAUAUCAAUGUCGUCGCGGGGCGGUCGCACACACGACACACAGGAACGGCGCACGUGAAAAAUCGUUCGUUUUUGCGCCCAUGAGAAAGAGAAACUUUAUCUUGAGGACUUCUCUGCUAGCUGAAACUAUUCGCCGUGUACACUUGCUGUACUAGUAGCUUUACCUUGUUCUUGUCGGCCCAUAGGUAUUUUUCUCGAAUUCGCCUUGUUUUCUUUAUCUUUUGCUUUUUUAUUGUUUCUUCAUCUUCUAUCUUGCAUUCAGCCUGCUAGCUGCUAUUUCUGCUCGUGCACACGUUUUCACGUAGUUUUCCCCAUGUAAGUACCUACUGAGCAUUUUUGAGAUACAAACUAGGACGAAAAUGCCGAGAGGUGAAGAUCACUAUCAGUCUCCGCCCGUUCCAGGCUAUCAUGCGCAGGUCGUCGAUGAGGAGGCCUCGUGGGGCCGCGAGGACGUUCACUUUGAAAAGGCACAGCGGCAGUCGCGGGACAUGGGGAAGCUGCGGCACUUUCUGAAGGAACGGACGGAGCAGGUGCGGCAGCUGCAGGACCACGCCAAAGGGGACGAAAAGGAGUUUUAUCGGAGUGCGAUGGCGGCUGCCCAUGUCUACAUUACCGAUCAAGAAAUCGACACCGCCAAACGACAGCUCGAUCAAGUGCUGGCGAGUAUGGAAUCGUCCAGCGGUGCAGCUUCUAGUAACCGCAACGCGGCGGAACCCAGCCCUGGUCACCUAAGUGGGCAAGGGUCUGCUCAAGCCCGCGGCUCUGCUGCCUCAGCAGGGUCGGAAGGCGUGCAUCGAACGACACUGCAUAACAACUUGCGGCGUGGAGCGAAAGAGCCUGAAGGGGAAGGAGCGCCGUCGGCGUCCUCGUCGCGAGUGUCACAUGGAACAAGUGACCUUUCUUCAAGUGCAGCCGUAAGAGGAGCAUCAGCCGCGGUAUCACCACCAGGGCAACAAGAACUACGAUCUUCAGACACCGCCGAAGCCGACUUGCAAUCUGCGCGAGCGUUUGCACCACCGAACCCAGCAAAUAGUGCAGCACGGGCUGGGAUGAUGAACUAUGGAAAUCGAAAUGCGCAGAGACUGCUGUUUCAAGACGGAGGGUCAUCGUCGUCUUCUUCAUCAAACUCCCAGCGGAAUCUGGCGCAAAAGCAGUAUGGCGACCUGGCCUCGUGGCAGCAGUACACAAACGAAGCGCUGCUCCAGCGUCACAAUAGUGCGGAAGAUCAUGUGCUGGGCGACGCGCUGCCAAGAAAACAAGCGAAGCCGAUGACAGUCAAUCGGCAGCUGACUUCUCAUGAAGCGGCACCAGAACAGCACACAAGUGGAGCCAGAGCAUCGUCUUCGACGAAUCCAUCAGGUGCAAUAGCCGGAGGAGCCGGUGUCGAUAGCGCUGCGGCGCCCCCGCCCAGCAAUUUUGACAACCACUACACCGCCUUGCACCGCUCCGACAAUUCUGAAACUCUCGACUGGGAGCAAAUCUCCGGAAAUGCCCACGAGGCGGCCUACGGGUCUCUGAAAGCCACGACUGCAGGAGUGCCUUCAUCCACACAUCAGAGUGACCACCUCCACCGAGUGUUGCAGCCCGUGUUGCAGCAGGCGGUCCCCGCCACCCAGAACGACCCCAACGGCCCCACGUCUACCACAACCACGACAACCACGCGCGAGACCACGACGACGACGACCAUCCCCGUUUUCGAUUUGUCGACGCCGGAGCCCACCACCCCCCAGCCCCUCCACUUUUCCAACAUAAUUUACCCGAACCGCUUCGAGUGCCGCUCCGUGUCCUGCUCGCUGUACGACCGCUACGUGGUGUACGACAACAAGACGGAGCCGGACAAAACGAAGCACUGCCGCGACAUCCUGACCGACGAGCUGCGCCGGUUCUGGCUGGAGAUGUCGCCGGACGAGGUCUACCGCGCCUUUCCCAGCACGCCCAGCGUGGCCAAGGUGAAGGUCGCGGUCUGCAGCAUGUACGAAAACAUCUUCAACCGCAUCCGCCCCUUCGGGGACAACCGGGUCUACAAAAACUGCGAGCAGUGGACCUACUUCAAUUCCACCCUGUGCAUGGAGGAGUACCGGGACGUGCGCUCCUUUACGGAGUGCUUCUGGAAGGGCAAGGUCUUCUGGCCCGAAAGCGAGAGCAUCCAGUCCUACAUCGACUUGCGAGGCAGUCCGCAGGGAAGAAACGUCUUUGAUUGGUAUCGAAAUCUUAAAAGAAUGCGCGGUGUGGUGAUGAAUUGUUUGUCGUAAGUAGAACCCCUCCCUUUGCUUUAGUUCCGUCUCGUCUGAAAACACUCGUAUGCAUGUGAACUUCAUCGGAUUAGGUGAAUUUGUUGCGGCGUUUAUCUAUCGUUCUUCUACUUCUAUACAACCUUCACAGGUUGACAGUGUGGAAGCGGCACAUGUUGAGCACGGACAUGAAGCGGGCCGUCCGCUUUGACUCCCUGCAAACGUUCCGGGUGCUCUGCAACUGGAUGUACGAGCUGGGAGACCCGAUCCGCAAGGGAUUCUGGAUCAACAGCGCCGACGCGCUGUACGUGCCCCCGGACGCCUGCUAUGACGAUGGGGAAUUCCCGACGAAUAUCGACCAGUGCCAGAUCCUGCUUGCCAGCAAUCCCUACGACGUCUGCCCCUGGCGAGAGGCCACGGACGGCCAGGACAAGGUGAAGUGCUUCGAUGACAGCGUUGGCUACAUCGACACGGAUGGGCACGGAUUCUGCUUCGGCAGAAGAUACGGCAAAAUGAAGUGCGAGGCACGGGUAUAAUGGGAGACAUUCGUCCUCGUUCAUCUCUUCUACUUCUAGAAAGAUCUCUGCAUGAAGCUCUACCUUGUCAUCUCUCACUUGCUUCUAGUACUUUUUUUCCGCAAAUUUGAAGUUCAGAGCAGUAGAAGACAGACACUCCCAAAAUAAAAGUAGUUACGCCUCGUCCUCUGUGCUGUCUGUCCAUUGUCUGGUGUGCAAACUUUGUCUUGAAACUCUCAGGCGCCCGUUAUGUGCCGCAAGGCUUACGACUGCGACGGGCAGACUGACCACUGCUGCGUGUCGCAGAUGGAGCAAUGUGAUCCGGACCGGCUUCCGCGACUCUGUUGCCCGAGCAUCGACGACCUUCUGCAGGAGCACAUCGGCGAGAUUCCGCUGCGCCGGCGUCCAAGCUAUUACGAGGAGCGCAUCGCGGGGCAAUUGACCACCAUGCCGGGCAGUGCCGACACCACGAGGGUUACCACCACCACACCCGCGACCGCCAUCGACGCCAUGCAGCACCUGCCCAACAUGGUUCUGGUCGGCAGCAUCUUGGCGAUUCUCGGGAUGGCCAUGCUGGUCCGGGUCGGGUGGCGGAAUAACUGGGGCACUUAUUUGAAAGUGAACUUCGCAUUGUCGGACAAAGUGGCGAACCGCAUUCACGUGAUGAAGAACAACGAGAAAACCAUCCACGCCAGCGGGCAACUCGGCCGCCACUACGAGCAGUACGACAAAAUUGACGAGGGCGAGGCGAGGAAGCACAAGCCCAUGACCUACCGCGCCGGGGGCGGUUCCACGGCGCGUGGCGGGGCGACGAGCGCCAAGGGCGGCGGCGGCGGGGCGGGCGCAGCCGCCGGAAGCAUGUUUGAUGCCUUCAACGCACAGACGGACCUCGACCGGGAACGCAUCGCCGAGGUAGAAAGCCGCCUCCGCGUGGAGGAAGACGCGGACGCGCUCGCGGAAGCCGUGCAGGAAGCGAAAAAACUGAAGGCAGACCUGCAGGUCAUUCGCCUGGGAGAGGACCGCUUGACCAAAAUGCAAAUGACCGAGGUAUUACUACAACCUAAGCUUCUAUCUAAAUGAUCACGUUCACGGAUUUUAUUGUAAGUCUGAGUGCAGAAUUAGAAUUGCCGAUCAACACGGCUGAGAGGUCCACGUACAAAAAAUUACUGGACGUCGUCACGACGUCCCUUCCUCACACUACUUGAUACCAUGCAUUACAGCUUUUAAACGAGCUGGAGGAGGCGGAGAGAGCGGUGAAGCUGGAUUAUCCGAGCGAGCGGCGGCUGCAGAUCGCGGAGAACCUGUACCGGCAGACCAUUAUGCGCACGGACCUGUCCAUCGCGAUCCAGGACCGCGCGGCCAAACUCCGGCAGGAACUGCUGACCAACAUCAACCUGCCCGCGGACCGCAUCAUGUUGGACGAAAAGGCGGGGAUGAUGCGCGUGCUGGCGCCCGGCACGCACCGCCUGCCCCACGAGCGUGCGGAGGUGUACGCCAGCGCGGUCGGAGAGCCGGCAGAGGUGCUGAUGAACCUCCAGGGCACCAGUGGGCCGUGUUGUGCGUUCUUCGUGCAGAAGGGCGAGUGUCCGUUCGGGAAAGACUGCGCAUUUCGUCACGUCAUGCCCGGACCAAGAGACACCAUCCGCGAGCCCUGUGACACGCGAGCGGUGAAAGAAUCGCAAAAGUCGCUCAUCCGGCAGGGGAGAUUCGGGAAGGGAACUACAUGAUUAUAGCGGAAAGGAAGGUGCUGCGAGUAGUACAGCACCGGCGAAGCAAUUGCUUUCACCUUAUUUUCAAAAUCGCUCAAGCUUUGAAAACGAAAACAAACUUCAGCUGCAGUUUUUCGCAGCUUUGUAGUUUACCUGUUCGCCGUAUUGAUGUUCUUUUUUCGUACAACACGGAUUUUCCAUGCAGCAUUAGAUGUUGAUGAACAGACUUCUACUUGGACGUAAACGAAAGACCGCUUCGCUGUUGCCCCCAGUAGCGGCCGCUUCUCGUCACCAUGCUUUAUCUAUGUUCAGCUUCGCCAACUUGGCCCUGUUAGAGGUGGUCUUUUAUUGCCAGCACGCCGAGUGGUUUAAACAAGAUUCAAACUACUACGCGCGGAACGAGACCGAUGAAUGAGCGACAGUUACAACAUGAUGUUCGUUUCCAAUUUAGAAUCAAAACGGAAGCUGCAAACGAUGAAAAAUGAAGAUGAGCUCUUACUUUGG
Amoebophrya sp. A120 is the source of this 5034-nucleotide messenger RNA. NCBI's taxonomy places the organism in Eukaryota, Dinophyceae, Syndiniales, Amoebophryaceae. The record is from the annotation of a GenBank genome assembly.